AUGACUUGUAUUGGUUCAAUCGAAGUUUCCCAGGAUCUGGGUUUGCAAGAAUGGGAUAUGCUUUGCUCACAAGGACACGCUCGCAAGAUGGGACAUAUCGAAAACUAUUUUGCUUUGGCCCAGAGGCAAGAUCUGUAUUCAAAUUUCGGACUUUUCUGUGAGAUGAACAAGUUUUUUUCAAUGGACCAGCUGUCUUCUGCAUUGCGAGUGAUCUGCCUGGAAAACCCACUUUUACUUCAUACGGUAGUAGAGCAGCAGUCUGCUGGAGAUGGCAAUUUCUACCAAAGCGACAAAUAUCUCUCAAAACCGUGGCCCGAGCACGAUUACAUUCGGGUGCUUGGAAAAGUGCAUAUCUCAGACGUGCUAUUGAAUACAGAAAGCGAAUUGAGCGACGUCGUUGCUAAAAUAUUAGCAGAAUUCAGCAGCAACGGUGGUCGCUAUACCAGCCAGGUUUUCAAGCUUGUGAACUCAAUUAGAAUACCCUAUAGUCAUGAGUCAAGACCCAACUGGCGGAUACUGUGUUUUCUUGAGGGUGACUCCCAAUGUCGCAAAUUUUUAUUUCUGUCGAAUCAUUGUUGCAGUGACGGCAUAUCCGCAUCAAAUUUCGUUCAUGACUUACAAGAACGUCUGAAUGAUCCCAGAUUGACCUCCACAAAUUCAGGAAUCAAACUCGAUUACAGCCAAGAUUACUCUAUUUUGCCGAAGCUUCCAGCUCCAAUCGAAUCGAUUCUUGAUUACAAGGCCACAAAAAUUCAUCUGGCCCGCAUGGUUGGUAGUCAGUUAAUUCGAGAACUCACCGGUUACAGGUCGGCUGGACCACUUGUCAAACGAGUGAAAGAACCAGACGGAAAUGAAUUCCACAGUUUUUUCUUGAAUCUCACACCGCAGGAGCUCAAAAGAGUAAGAAGCAGGAUAAAGACCCAGGUGCACUCGAAAUGCACCUUCACGCCAUUUUUACAAGCCUGCUGGUUCGCAACAAUGCACAAAUGCGGAAAAGUCUUUACUCAUUCGUUCAGAGAGCGUUUCACCAAUAUUGUAGUGGCUAUGAAUAGUGCGAAACUGCUGCCAUCUGAGGAUUUGAAGUUAAUUCGAGAUUACAGGUUCGGUUGCAAUAUUGGGGGCUCAAACUACAACUAUCAGAUCUCAUCUUUCGAUGUAGCGGAUGAUCCUAAAGCUUUUUGGAAAUUAGUGGAGUAUUAUAAUGACGUGUUUGGUGAAGCAAAGCGCCAGAAUCAUUUUCUGAGCUCGAUGGGCGCUUUGAUGCUAGACUCCAUGUAUGAAAGCAAAAAUCUCGACCUCGCUCUUACACAAGCUUUUCUUGACAAGCCGCGUUUGGGUACCAUGCUGAGCAACCUUGGUUACAUCCCUCAGAACGCAGGAGGUGGAGAAUAUCAAAUUCAGGACUUGAUAUUCGCACAAGCUACGGGUAGCUUCAGGUUCACUUUCGAUAUCAGUUGUUGUGCCACAGACGUAGGUGGAUUAAACGCUGUCCUAUGUGCCGCAAAGGGAGCCCUGAAGAGUGGUAGCGAUUGGAAUGAGGUGUGUGAGCUAUUCAGGAAUAUCGUAUUGAGAGCAUAG
Lachancea sp. 'fantastica' is the source of this 1578-nucleotide messenger RNA. NCBI's taxonomy places the organism in Eukaryota, Fungi, Ascomycota, Saccharomycetes, Saccharomycetales, Saccharomycetaceae. The record is from the annotation of a GenBank genome assembly.